AUGAAUCAGUUGUAUGUAUGCUGCUUUGAAAUGCUCGAUCAGAUGGACAAUCUAUUGCGUUUGCCGUUUAUAGUUUUUGACCUUAUUGAAGCACCUCUAGAACAGAAACUAGUGUUUAAUCAGGUUCAGUGCUUGCUUGCUCCACUCGCUCCUGUGCUUGUUGAUGUCAGUGUACUCUACCGCUAUUUGCUACAACUUUUAUUCAAACUUCGACAAGGAAUUACUAAUGAAACUUUUAAAACUCAAGGCGACAGGUUUCACAGCGUUUACGCCAAAACAAAACUAUUCAUCGAAAAAGCAUCAAGCUUUGGAUAUCUUCGCGCCUUAGUGAAAGUUCCUUCUUUCCCUAAACCAGAGCCGGCAUCAGAACUAAAUGUAUGCCAAAUUAUCGAAGCUGCAGAAGUUUCAGACGUUACCGCGAAAAGUACGGCCGGCAUGAUAGUGUGUUUGGAAGACACAUUAAAUGCUGAAAGACCUUCACUGGAUUUUUGUAACUUACAUUCUUUACCUCACCAGAAUCUUUCACAAAGUCAGCGACACGAGAAACAAGCCACUGAGCAAACUCUAAUUCCUCUAAAGCUUUUCCAGUCGUUGAAGAGCUUCUCCGAUGCAAACCCGAAGUCUCCAAAACUGAACCACGGACGUUCUGAAGAGACGGAGCGGUUGAAAUAUGAGCUUGAAGAACUGAAGGUCGAUUUUUUAACCUUUUUCGCGGCAUUUCCACUGCUAUGUUAUUUAACAGAAGUUGGUUUAGAAGGAGAACGACCAAUUUCGGUUUGA
This is a messenger RNA of Enterobius vermicularis (human pinworm), 780 nucleotides long. NCBI's taxonomy places the organism in Eukaryota, Metazoa, Nematoda, Chromadorea, Rhabditida, Oxyuridae. The record is from the annotation of a GenBank genome assembly.